This is a messenger RNA of Prosopis cineraria, 866 nucleotides long. Its product is annotated as auxin-responsive protein SAUR40-like. The record is from RefSeq and is a predicted model, not a curated record. Gene Ontology annotation, biological process: response to auxin. Bases 311 to 643 code for a protein of 110 amino acids. The transcript has a single exon. Lineage: Eukaryota; Viridiplantae; Streptophyta; Magnoliopsida; Fabales; Fabaceae.
UGAACUGGGUUGCGUCAACUACAUUAUAUUAAUAGUGAGACAAGGACAACAAAUUCUAGGCACUAAAAGUCGACGGUCAGACAUGAACACCGUUUGAGGAGAAAGAAACUGGCCAGUCAAGGCGUCAGAUGUCAUUGAAUGCUAUGCAUACCCGCCCACACGCACUACGCAUGGCUCCUCAGACAGGGUUUGGCUUCAGGAAAUUUCAUGGCUCCCUCCAUUUUAUCUGUAUAAAUAGCCAUAGCCUGCAAUAGACACUGCAAGUGUAAUAUCAUAUCAAUAAGAAGAGAUUAAAAGACUUGUUUUCAAGAUGCUUGGAUCUUUUGCUGGGAACAUACAAAAGGGUCUCUCACUCUUCACAUCGAGAAGAUCAACACUCAGCUACUCGAGUGAAGAUCAACUAGAAGCAGCAACUAUAGUGCCAGAUGAUGUUAAGGAAGGUCAUUUUGUCGUUCUCGCUACCAUGGGUGAAGAGACAAGAAGGUUUAUUGUUGGAUUGGAAUACUUGACUGAUCCUGCAUUCAUGGGACUGCUAGAUCGGGCUGGGGAAGAGUAUGGUUUCAGCCAGAAGGGCGCUCUUGCUGUUCCUUGCCUUCCUCAAGAACUACAGAAGAUUCUAGACAGUGGGAAGGCUGAGUACUAAUCAUCUUCCCAUCAUAAAACAAGUUUCAAGCAAUAGUAAUUUGUAGUUUAAAGCCUUCUCCUGAAUCAUGAACGUUAUAUGUAGCUUAUUCAUUAUAUUCUUUAAUUCUGGAGCAACUUGUUUCAAAUGUUCCAACUUACUAGAGUUUGUAUCAAAGCCCUAGACAGACUCCCCAAGCAUUAACAUUAUUCGGCACGAUAUUAUGAGCUUAUGGAUAUUAUAU